Molecule: messenger RNA, 942 nt
Organism: Indicator indicator
Lineage: Eukaryota; Metazoa; Chordata; Aves; Piciformes; Indicatoridae
Product: olfactory receptor 14A16-like
Exons: 1
Coding region: 13-942 (309 amino acids)
Biological process (GO): G protein-coupled receptor signaling pathway
Cellular component (GO): membrane
Molecular function (GO): olfactory receptor activity; G protein-coupled receptor activity
Source: RefSeq, a predicted model, not a curated record
CAGAGACAGACAAUGUCCAACAGCAGCUCCAUCACCCACUUCCUCCUCCUGCCAUUCACAGGCACACGGCAGCUGCAGCUUCUGUACUUCUGGCUCUUCCUGGCCAUCUACCUGGCCAUCUACCUGGGUGCCCUCCUGGCUAACAGCCUCAUCAUCACCACCAUAGCCUGUGACCACCACCUCCACACUCCCAUGUACUUCUUCCUCCUCAACCUUUCCUUCCUAGAUCUUGGUUCCAUCUCUACCACUCUUUCCAAAUCCAUGGCCAAUUUCCUCUGGGACACCAGGACCAUCUCCUAUGUAGGAUGUGCUUCUCAACUCUUUUUCUUUUUCUUUCUUCUUUCAGCAGAGUUUUCUCUCCUCACUGUCAUGGCCUACGAUCGCUACGUUGCCAUCUGCAGACCCCUGCACUAUGAGACUCUCCUGGGCAGCAGAGUUUGUGUCCACCUGGCUGCAGCUGCCUGGGCCUGUGGCUUUCUCAAUGCUCUGCUGCGCACAGCCAAUACAUUUUCAUUGCCCCUCUGCCAGGGCAAUGCUGUGGAACAGUUCUUCUGUGAAAUUCCCCCAAUCCUCAAGCUCUCCUGCUCCACAUCCUACCUCAGGGAAGUUUGGUUUCUUGCCUUUAGUACUUUAGCAUUUGUUGGAUGUUUUGUGUUCAUUGUGGUGUCCUAUAUGCAGAUCUUCAGGGCUGUGCUGAGGAUCCCCUCUCAGCAGGGACGCCACAAAGCCUUUGCCACUUGCCUCCCUCACCUGGCUGUGGUCUCCUUGUGUUUCAGCACUGGCUUCUUUGCCUACCUGAAGCCCUCCUCCAUCUCCUCCCCAUCCCUGGACCUGGUGGUGGCAGUUCUGUACUCGGUGGUGCCUCCAACAGUGAACCCUCUCAUCUACAGCCUGAGGAACCAGGAGCUCCAGGCUGCCAUGAGCAAACUGAUCACUGGAUGA